Messenger RNA from Helianthus annuus (common sunflower), 1090 nucleotides. RefSeq names its product beta-1,3-galactosyltransferase pvg3. The transcript has a single exon. The coding region runs from base 41 to 985 and encodes 314 amino acids. Lineage: Eukaryota; Viridiplantae; Streptophyta; Magnoliopsida; Asterales; Asteraceae. Gene Ontology annotation, cellular component: Golgi membrane. The record is from RefSeq and is a predicted model, not a curated record. Gene Ontology annotation, molecular function: hexosyltransferase activity.
CACAUCUCAUACCUCAUUUCCUAGAUCAACCUACUUCAAUAUGAAGAAAGCAGCAAAACUCGGAAAUGGCAAGAAAAUCAUCAUCAUAUCUUUCAUCUUCAUCGCGUUCUUGAUCGCGUUGGCGUCCAUCAACGAAAUCCAGUUCAACAAUCUAUCAAACUUCAAAAAAUGUACUGCCAUCCAUUCACCUUCUUCAGAAACCUCUUUACUGCCCAUGAAAUCAUCCGAAAAUGACAUCAGAAUCCUCAUUGGGAUUCUAACACUCGCGGACAACCACCAACGCCGCCACUUCCUGCGUCUCAUUUAUGGGACACAAACAGUGGCAGGCGCAAAGAUCGAUGUAAAGUUCGUCUUUUGCAACCUAACAAAAGAAGACCAGAGGAUUCUAAUAGCACUUGAGAUAAUGCUUUACAAUGAUAUCAUAAUAUUGAACUGUAAAGAAAACAUGGAUAAAGGAAAGACUUACACAUACUUCUCGAGCCUGCCGGAUAUGCUGAAAGACGAGUCUAACCCGGCCAACCCGCCUUACCAUUAUGUCAUCAAAGGCGAUGAUGACACGUAUUUCAGGCUACCAAAAUUGGUGGAAUCUUUAAUGCCAUUACCAAGAGAAGAUCUAUACUAUGGGUAUGUUGUUCCAUGUCCUAGUAUGGAUCCAUUUGUGCAUUACAUGUCGGGAAUGGGGUAUCUGGUAUCGUGGGAUAUCGUUGAGUGGUUAAAAGAUUCGGAUAUACCGAAACGACAUCUGGUUGGGCCUGAAGAUAAGGUCUUUGGAGACUGGAUUCGAGAGGGAAGACGUGCGAAAAACAGGUAUAAUGCUAAGUGGUCUAUGUAUGAUUAUCCUGAGCCAGCAACAAGAUGUACACAUGAGCUAUGGCCGGAUACAGUGGCGGUUCAUCGGUUGAAGACUCAAGAAAAGUGGGUUCGGACAUUGGAGUAUUUCAAUGUUACCCAGAAUUUGAAACCUUCAAAAAUGUACCAUAUAUGAUAUACAUUAGAUUAUGACAAGAUUAUACUACAUUCUAACCAAUUUUUGCUUGAUAUAUUUUUUAUUGCAAACAAUAAAGAUGAUCAUGGGUUAUUAAGGUGUAAA